GACUGAGUCGAUAGGGAGUAUUUUUAGAGAAAGAAGAAACUCGAGAGUGAUUGAACUCCGAGUAACAACAAGAAGAAAGGGUUUCUAUUAUGUGAAUCUUGAUGUAAAAAAACCCUUUUUUCCUUCAUGUUAUCUCUCGGAUUGAUUCUGUUAUCCGGAUCUUGAUUGGAUUGGGUUGAAUUCGAUUCUUCAUCUGUUACCGUGUAUGAAUCUCCUGCAGAUCUGGUUCAUCGAUUAGGGGAAACUGCACCUACUUGAUUCGAUCAAAUGGAUGGUGUCAAAAUGAAACUCAAUUUUGCUGUUUAAUGAUUGUUUACGUUUCACGCUCUACUAAUAGCCUGCAACCAGCUUCAGGAUCUGAAUCACUUGUGAGAGUGAAGUGGAAGAUUUCAUCUUCCACUACCUUCACCCUCACCCUCGCUCCCAUCACCCCCUUUCUGCAACUGGUUCAUGUCUGGUAACCUAGACAGCCCAGUUAAAACGCAAAUGGCUCUAUCAGUUUUCAAGAGUCCUGUAGGAAGGAAUCACCAUGGAAACGACACAAUGGAAGGAGUGAACCUGAAAACCACAGGUAGAAGACGUAUCUUCAUUCAAACAGAAAGCGGAUGCGUAUUAGGAAUGGAUCUGGAUCGAAACGAUAACGCACACAUGGUCAAACGAAGGUUACAAAUCGCCCUCAAUGUCCCAACCGAAGAGAGUUCUUUAACUUUUGGAGAUUUAAUCUUGAAAAACGACUUAAGCGCCAUUCGCAACUAUUCCCCUCUUCUCCUAACAAGAAACUUAAUCCACAGAAGCUCUUCAAGUCCAUGUCUUUCCCCUUCAGGUAGAGACAUCCAACAGAGAGACAGAUCUGGACCAAUUGAAAUCCUGGGGCAUUCUAGUAAUUUCACAAAAACUAAAGAACUCGUGAAGGAGAUUGCAAUCGCGUUAAAAAACGGAAUCGACCCGAUUCCAGUUCAUGGAGGCCUAGGUGGCGCUUAUUACUUCAGAAACAUCAAUGGUGAAAGUGUCGCAAUUGUGAAACCAACAGACGAAGAACCAUUUGCACCCAAUAAUCCAAAAGGGUUUGUAGGAAAAGCCCUUGGUCAACCCGGGUUAAAAAGGUCAGUUCGUGUUGGUGAAACCGGUUAUCGUGAGGUUGCAGCUUACCUUCUUGAUCACAACCACUUUGCUAAUGUCCCCCCUACUGCCCUUGUCAAAAUCACUCACUCCAUCUUCAAUGUCAAUGAUGUAAGUGGGACCCGAGACAAGAACAAAAAGAAACAUUUCAGCAAAAUCGCUUCUUUCCAACAAUUUAUCGCACACGAUUACGAUGCGAGCGAUCACGGGACUUCAAAUUUCCCGGUUUCAUCCGUGCAUCGUAUCGGGAUUUUAGACAUACGGAUCUUUAACACGGAUCGACACGCAGGGAAUCUUUUGGUUCGAAUUGGUGGAGGGCAAUUUGGUCAAGUUGAAUUAAUCCCGAUCGAUCACGGACUCUGUCUACCUGAAAACUUAGAAGAUCCGUAUUUCGAAUGGAUUCAUUGGCCACAAUCUUCAAUUCCAUUCUCGGAAGAUGAACUUGACUACAUCGAAUCACUCGAUCCGUUUCGUGACUCUGAAAUAUUGAAAUCCGAGCUCCCGAUGAUCCGUGAAGCGUGUCUUCGUGUUCUCAUCCUCUCCACCGUUUUCCUAAAAGAAGGCGCUCGAUUCGGGCUGUGUUUGGCGGAGAUCGGGGAGAUGAUGAGCCGGGAGUUCCGGCGGGGGGAGGAGGAGCCGAGCGAGCUUGAGGCACUGUGCAUGGCGGCAAGACGCGCGGUGGUGGUUGAGCGGGAGAAAAACCAAAACCAAAACCGGGAACCCUUUGUCUUAUCAUCAUCAUCUCCGAAAAGAGAAGUUCAAGUUCAGUUUCAAGAAGAUGGAAAUCAUGGAAUUGUGUUUGAGAUCGAUGACAUCAGCCCUAUUUCUCCGUUUCAAUUUGGUUAUGGGAGAAACCCGCUUUCGAAACUUGAAGAGGAACAGGAGGAAGAGGAGGAGGAGGAGGUUGUACUUUGUGCAUCGGGAGAUGUACAUUGUGUGUCGAGGUUGUUGAAGAAGAAUUUGAGUUUAGGUGAACAUAGGAGUGCGAGUGAGCAAGCUCCGGGGAGUGCUUGUUUUGUGAAGUUGGGGGAUAUGAAAGAGGAGGAGUGGGGGAUGUUUUUGGAGAAAUUUCAGGAGCUGUUGGGGCCCGCGUUCGGGCAACGGAAGUCGGGCAGUGUCGGGCAGAGGCUGAGACAGAGGUUGGGGACUUCUUGCCAGUUUUAAGUGAGAGAGAGAGAGAGAGAGAGGGUGUACUUGUAUGAGUUUGACUUUGGAUAGUUUGACUGGGGUUGUUGUAGUGAAGGGUUUAGGUUUUGGUUGGGUUUUUUUGAUUUAUUUUAGUCCUUGUGGACCUGUUUUAUAAAUAAAUUUGUAGUAUAUGGAAUGGAACAAAAAAAAAAGAUAAAAGAAUGAGAAUGGUAGUGUAAGAUUGUAGAUAUAUGAAUCUUUUGCCUUUCUUCUUUCA
Molecule: messenger RNA, 2524 nt
Organism: Lactuca sativa (garden lettuce)
Lineage: Eukaryota; Viridiplantae; Streptophyta; Magnoliopsida; Asterales; Asteraceae
Product: phosphatidylinositol 4-kinase gamma 7
Source: RefSeq, a predicted model, not a curated record